AUGUAUUUGGAAACUAGAAGGGCUAUUUUCAUUUUUUGGAUUUUUCUCCAAGUUCAAGGAACCAAAGAUCUCUCCAUUAAAAUAUACCAUUCUGAAACUAAAGACAUAGACAAUGCCCCAAGAAUCGAAACAACCGAAAGUACUCCAAAAAUGUACAAAGUGUCAACCAUGAAACGAAUAUUCGAUUUGGCCAAGCAUCGAACAAAAAGGUCAACAUUUUUCCCAACUGGAGUUAAAGUCUGUCCACAGGAAUCCAUGAAACAGAUUUUAGCCAGUCUUCAAGCUUAUUAUAGAUUGAGAGUGUGUCAGGAAGUAGUGUGGGAAGCAUAUCGGAUCUUUCUGGAUCGCAUCCCUGACCCAGGGGAAUACCAGGACUGGGUCAGCAUCUGCCAGCAGGAGACUUUCUGCCUUUUCGACAUUGGAAAAAAUUUCAGCAACUCCCAGGAGCACCUUGAUCUUCUUCAGCAGAGACUAAAACAGAGACACUUCCCUGAGAGAAAAGAUGAAAUAUCUACAGAGGAGACAUUAGGAGAGCCUGAUGAGACCCCUGUGUUUUCUACAGAUGCUGUCAGUGUCUCUCUUGGACCCUUCCCUCUCACUCUCGAUGACACACUCCUCAAUGACACCAAGAUGCCUACAAUAGAAAGUAAAGUAGAAUCCACUAAGAUAUCUGAGGGCCCACUGGAGCAGAAGGUAGAGCUGAGCAUCACUCUGACAAACCAGAGGUUUAAGGCAGAGCUCACUGACUCACAGUCCCCAUAUUAUCAGGAGCUAGCAGAAAAGUCUCAACUCCAGAUGCAAAAGGUAUUUAAGAAACUUCCAGGAUUCAAAGAAAUCCAUGUGCUAGGAUUUAGACCAAAGAAAAGAAGAGAUGGUUCAAGCUCCGUAGAGACACGAGUUAUGGCCAUCUUUACGAGAGACAGUGCAGAAGUAAAAAGACCUGCAAGUGACCACCUGUCUUUUGAUUCCAACAAAAUUGAGAGUGAAGGAGUCCCUCAAGGAAUGAUGGAGGAGGACAAGCAACCAGAAAUCUAUCUCACAGCUUUAGACCUCAAAAAGCUGAUCAGCCGAGCACUAGAGGAAGACAAAUCCUUGAAUGUGGAAACAAUUCAGUUCACUGAUGGUCAGUUGAUAGUCAAACUCAACACUGGACCACAUGUAAAGCAAGGGAAAGCAACAUCUGGGACCACAUGUAAAGCAAGGGAAUCUCCUAGGCAAGAGAAGGAUGCUACUUUGAGUCCAGAUCUUCCUCUUGGUCAAUCCAGGUUUGAGACAUUGGACAAAACAGGACACAGUAUACCUGACAGUUCUUGGUCUCCACCUGCUAAGGCCUCUGCUUCGCUAUCAGACACUCUACCUUUCUUCACUGCAUCAAGCAUCUUCUCUCUGACUGGUCAAAGUGCCACAGACAUAAUGCCCGUUGACCAGACAGUACUAAUCCCAGGACGAACCAUCCCCUCAGAUGACUAUUCUUCCAUCAGCCAAUCAGCUCUGGAAAUUUCACGUUCAACUGCAUCUUUAGGCAGCCAAGAUAUAGUGAGAGACUUAGACAUAAUGGAUCUAACUAACACUCCUGCCUCCUCUGAGGUACCAAGACUGAGUGGGUAUGUUUCUACCCCAGGUCUUUUCUUGGAGAACACCACUCCUACUCCAGCUUUACAGUACCUCACCACUAGCUCUAUGACCACUGCCACCAAGGGCCAAGAACUGGUCGUGUUCUUCAGUCUGCGAGUCGCUAACAUGCCCUUCUCCAACAACUUGUUCAACAAGAGCUCUCUAGAGUACCAAGCUCUGGAACAGCAAUUCACACAGCUGCUGGUUCCAUAUCUGCGCUCCAAUCUCACAGGAUUUAAGCAACUUGAAAUACUUAACUUCAGAAAUGGGAGUGUGAUCGUGAAUAGCAAAAUGAGGUUUGCUAAGUCAGUACCAUAUAACCUCACCAAGGCUGUGAAGGGGGUCUUGGAGGAUUUUCGUUCUGCUGCAGCCCAACAACUUGACCUGGAGAUAGACAGCUACUCUCUCGACAUUGAAACAGCUGAUCAAGCAGAUCCCUGCAAAUUCCUGGCCUGUGGCGAAUUUGCCCAGUGUGUAAAAAAUGAGUGGACCAAGGAAGCAGAAUGUCGCUGCAGACCAGGGUAUGAAGACCAGGGGCACCUGGACCACCCGGCCCCGGGCAUCUGUGCACCCAUAGAGGAAUGUGAGGUCAUCCAGCGUAAGGGAGCUCCGUGCAGGUCACCAGGUCACUCUAGAAAUCAAGCAUACAAAACUCGUGUUAAAAAGUUCCAACAGCAGCAAAAUAACAAGAUAAUCAGGAAAAGAAAUUCUGAAUUACUGACCAGAGGAUAUGAAGAAUUUAACUAUCAAGACGGGGAAGGAAAUUAA
Messenger RNA from Nyctereutes procyonoides (raccoon dog), 2382 nucleotides. RefSeq names its product interphotoreceptor matrix proteoglycan 1 (gene IMPG1). The transcript is spliced from 17 exons. NCBI's taxonomy places the organism in Eukaryota, Metazoa, Chordata, Mammalia, Carnivora, Canidae. The record is from RefSeq and is a predicted model, not a curated record. Bases 1 to 2382 code for a protein of 793 amino acids. Gene Ontology annotation, biological process: visual perception.